Molecule: messenger RNA, 1128 nt
Organism: Dryobates pubescens (Downy woodpecker)
Lineage: Eukaryota; Metazoa; Chordata; Aves; Piciformes; Picidae
Gene: ITM2A
Product: integral membrane protein 2A
Exons: 6
Coding region: 68-823 (251 amino acids)
Biological process (GO): negative regulation of amyloid precursor protein biosynthetic process
Cellular component (GO): Golgi apparatus; extracellular exosome; plasma membrane
Molecular function (GO): amyloid-beta binding
Source: RefSeq, a predicted model, not a curated record
UCCUCGCGCCCCGCCCCGCCGCCCGGAGCUCUUCUGCGGGGAGGCGGCGGAGCGCAGGAGCGCAGCCAUGGUGAAGAUCGCCUUUAAUUCCCCCUUCGCCCAGAAGGAUGAGCCCAAGAAGGAGGCGGCCGAGGCGUUGGUGGCCGAUAAGGAUCCAGAAAUUGCCACACAUGGAGGUGAAAAUUCAUCUGGAAGAUGCCUGCUGACUCUGCUGGGCCUAGCAUUCAUCUUGGCAGGAGUCGUCGUCGGUGGAGCCUGCAUCUACAAGUAUUUCAUGCCUAAGCACAAGGUGUACCGUGGCGAAAUGUGCUACUUUGAGAAUGAGAACCGUGACCGUGCAGUGGAACCUUACUUCCUCCCCAUUGCUGAGGAAGCUGACAUUCGGGAGGAUGACAACAUAGCCAUCAUUGAUGUGCCUGUCCCCAAGUUCUCGGACAGCGAUCCAGCAGCGAUCGUCCAUGACUUCGAUAGGCUUUUGACAGCCUAUCUUGACCUGCAACUGGGUAACUGCUACGUGAUUCCACUCAACACAUCCAUAGUCAUGCCACCAAGAAACCUGAUGGAUCUCUUUGCCAAACUGGCGACUGGCUCUUACUUGCCUCAGACCUACCUAGUCCGUGAAGAAAUGGUGGUUACAGAGGAAAUAGAUAAUGUGUCUGAUUUGGGUAUCUUCAUCUACCAACUCUGUGUGGGAAAGGAGACCUUCAGGCUCCAGCGCAGAGACCAGAUAAUGGGUCUGCAGAAACGUUCAGUGGAGAACUGCCAUUCAAUCAGACACUUUGAAAACUCUUUUGUUGUUGAAACAAAGAUUUGUCAGAAGUGAAAGGUGUUGGGAGGGGAAGUGACUAGUUCACACCUUUAUUGAGAAGUCUGAGCAUUAGACAGCGACUUCUGGAAUUAAAAUGUGCAGUGAUAAUCAAAAGCCUUAUGCAUUUUCUGUGUAUUGCUUGUAUUUCAACAGACAAAAGUCACCAUUUCAGCUUUCUUUGGUUAUUGGUAUAACUUUUUAGUUGUCUCAUGUAAAACUUAAAUCAGAGUAAGGUUGGUUUUGUUUUAGGAGGUUGACAUCAGUUUAUACCUUGAAUGUGUUUGAUUUAGUGUAAUCUGGGAAUGGCAGAAAAAUAUAUA